ACGGCGCUUUUGUACUGUAGUCAAACAUUAGCUUUGGAAUGUUUGUUGCUAACAAGCCAAGGGUACGCUCACAGAAACCAAAUGGACAUCGUCAUCAGAUGAAAUAUCAAUUGCUUUUGAUGGAGUGACACUCGAAUCCUUACAACAGGAUUGUCAGUAUCUGUCAUAAUGAGUUUUUUACGCAACCGCCUCGUCGUAUUGGGACUGGUAUUACUGGCCACUGUACUGCUGUAUCUGCUUCUUCCGUCCAUACGCCAGGGAAGCAUGGAACCGUCUUUGGAGGUCCAGAGGAUGGGAUUGUCAGUGGGCACUCCGCCUCCCUCCUCACCCAUCAAUAUCACCAUCCGGACACGGCAGCUACCAGGAGACCCUCCAUUAUUCUUCCGAGAAGCUCUCCCAGUCGAUGCAGCUGGAAGGCAAAUCUUGCCCAAGCUUCAGAUUGUGUUGCUGCAUGGCCAAGCCUUUACCUCCAAAACCUGGGAGGAGUUGGGGACUCUUAGUCUUCUUGCAACUAAUGGAUACCAAGCCUUGGCUGUGGACCUACCAGGAUUUGGGAAUUCUCCAGAUUCGGAGACUGUGAAGACAGACCAAAGCCGUGCUGAGCUACUGCGAAUGUUCUUGGAGUCACUUGGGGUGCGCACUGCAGUUCUGAUCAGCCCCUCUAUGAGUGGGCACUAUUCAAUGCCCUUUCUCAUGAAGCACAGCACACAGUUGCAUGGGUUUGUGCCCAUCGCCCCAGUUGGCACUCGCAGCUACACUGCACAGCAAUAUCAGGCCAUCCAGACACCAACACUGAUAGUUUUUGGUGAGCUGGACACCAACCUGGGAGCACAGUCUCAUAAGAACCUACUGCAGCUGCCCAACCACACGGUGGCCAAACUGCAAGGGGCACGGCAUGCCUGCUACAUGGACAAGCCCCGCGAGUUCCACCUGGCCUUGCUCGAUUUCCUGAACAAACUGGACUGAGACUGGGAUAAAGCCAUGUCGUGUGUGAGGAAGAGCAAAAGAGGUGGAGAGACUGAGAAAAAAAAAAAGAUAGGUGGGUGGCGGGUGAUCCCACAGGCCUUGGAGGAUGAAGGGUGCACACUCCCAUUCAGAUAUUCCACCGUGAACGUUCCGCUCAGUGUAUGGGACAUAUAUGUAUGCUCUAACGUUCCAUCAUUUUAGAACCACUGUGCUCCACUGAAGCAGUCAUUCAUGUUGUGUUACAUAGAUUAGUCCCAUGUUGCAGUAUUUUAUUCAUUUAUUGAACAGUUUAGUGUAUAUUUCAGAAUGCUGGAAUGUGAAGUGAACUUUAAAACAGAAUUAUCAUCCUUAAUGAUGUUAGGGUGUGUAUUAUUUCUUAAGAAUUGACCAUCAGAGAUUGUUCUGCUUGAUGCAGUGAUGUCUCUCACCAAACAGAGAAUGCGAAAACAAAAGAAUGUUAGAAAAUGUGUCACAUGUAACAGUUUUCUAUUUGGAGCACAAUAGUGUGCAACAGCUGUUCUCAAACCAGUUGUCAAGUAGUGCUGACAGAGAUGGAAUAUCAGCACAAUGGCCAUUCUUUUCUGCAAUAGAUGUUAACGGAAAAGGGGUUGAGCAAAAUAUUUAUUGCAAUAUUUAAUGCAAGCUGCACAGGGCCUGCUGUUGCUGAAAUCUUAAGAUGACCCUAUAUUGGCUUGUUAAUUUUAAAGCUUUAUUUAUUAUCCACAACAUUUAACACAAAUGGAGACAUGUAACAUUUGAAGGGGCAGCUUUUUGCAAUUGCAAAUGUGACUCAUGGUUGUAUACAAAAUGAAAACGUGUACAGUUGUACAAAUGUUACAUUAAAAUGUGUUGUCAUUGA
This is a messenger RNA of Alosa sapidissima (American shad), 1825 nucleotides long. It is a transcript of the gene abhd14a, whose product is annotated as abhydrolase domain containing 14A. The coding region runs from base 169 to 966 and encodes 265 amino acids. The record is from RefSeq and is a predicted model, not a curated record. NCBI's taxonomy places the organism in Eukaryota, Metazoa, Chordata, Actinopteri, Clupeiformes, Clupeidae. The transcript is spliced from 5 exons. Gene Ontology annotation, cellular component: cytoplasm.